AUGGCUGAUGACAGAAGUAUGGAUGUUCUCGAAAGUUGGUCAGAAGACACUGAUUACACUGAUUACUACUAUAAUUACAAUUACUCGGAAACUUUUCUCAUCAAGCCAGUGGAAAUCCAGGGGAUGCAGGUUGCCGGCUGGCUUACUGCCACGUUCUACAGCUUUAUCAUUCUCAUCAGUCUCACAGCAAACAGUUUCUUGCUCUGGGUGCUGGUAAAGCACAAGGGCCUGGCGAGCUCCGCUAACCUGCUGCUCCUGCACCUCACCAUCUCGGACCUGGUCUUCACCUUCACACUGGUGCCUUGGGCAGUCUUCCACGUCUGCGGCUGGCUCUUUGGAGAGCUGGCCUGCAAGCUGUUCAGCGGAUCAAUCUUCCUGGGUUUCUACAGCUACAUGAUGUUCCUCACAUGCAUGACAGUGCAUCGCUACAUGGUGGUGGUACACGCAUUGCGCACUUCAUCGCUGAAUGCCCGCCGUGGAAGGCUCUACACCCAUUUGACAUCUGCUGUGGUCUGGGUUCUCUCAGCCAGCUGCAGCCUUCCAGAAGCCUUUUUCUCAGUAACUGAAAACAAAUCAGAUGGCAUGUCAUGCACCCUCACCUAUCAUUCAGCAGUGCUGGAGCUGACUACCCACUAUGUCCAGAUUUUGGUCUUCUUCCUGCUGCCUUUUCUGGUCAUCACGUUCUGCUAUGUCCAGAUAUUGGCCACCAUCAAGCGUUGUCAGAUCAGAAACAGACAGCACACGGUGUGGCUGAUUUUGUGCACCAUUGUAGGAUUUUUCAUUUGCUGGACACCCUAUAACGUCACCAUCUUCCUGCAUUCACUACAACUAUUGAGGAUAGAGUCAAUGUACUCAUUCGCAUGGGAAAAAGGACUGGCCUAUGCUUAUUACAUCACACACAUCAUGGCCUACUGCCACUGCUGCUUUAACCCGCUCAUCCAGAUCUUUGGCGGAGGGAUGUUUAGGAAGUAUCUGCCAUCAAGAAGUGGCUUCAGCCGGAUGUCAGAAAGAGAAAGAAGUCAGACAUUCAGUUCACCAAUCACUCCUUACCAAACCUCUGUGGCCAGACAGACGUGCAUGUGA
This is a messenger RNA of Pygocentrus nattereri (red-bellied piranha), 1083 nucleotides long. It is a transcript of the gene xcr1b.3, whose product is annotated as chemokine (C motif) receptor 1b, duplicate 3. The transcript has a single exon. Gene Ontology annotation, biological process: immune response; chemotaxis; G protein-coupled receptor signaling pathway. The coding region runs from base 1 to 1083 and encodes 360 amino acids. Gene Ontology annotation, cellular component: membrane. Gene Ontology annotation, molecular function: chemokine receptor activity. The record is from RefSeq and is a predicted model, not a curated record. NCBI's taxonomy places the organism in Eukaryota, Metazoa, Chordata, Actinopteri, Characiformes, Serrasalmidae.